Molecule: messenger RNA, 1591 nt
Organism: Camelus dromedarius (Arabian camel)
Lineage: Eukaryota; Metazoa; Chordata; Mammalia; Artiodactyla; Camelidae
Gene: SFTPB
Product: surfactant protein B
Exons: 11
Coding region: 20-1135 (371 amino acids)
Biological process (GO): sphingolipid metabolic process
Cellular component (GO): multivesicular body; alveolar lamellar body; lysosome
Source: RefSeq, a predicted model, not a curated record
UCCAGGCUGCUGAAGUGUCAUGGCCAAGUUACACCUGCUGCCGUGGCUGCUGCUGCUGCUGCCCACACUCCGUGGUCCAGGCACUGCAGCUGAUGGGACCACCUCAUCCCCGGGCUGUGCCCAGGGCCCCGAGUUCUGGUGCCAAAGCCUGGAGCAAGCACUGCAGUGCAGAGCCCUAGGGCACUGCCUACAGGAAGUCUGGGGACACGCGGGGGCCGAUGACCUGUGCCAGGAAUGUGAGGACAUCGCCCGCAUUCUCACCAAGAUGGCCAAGGAGGCCAUUUUCCAGGACAGGAUUCGGAAGUUCCUGGAGCACGAGUGUGACGUCCUCUCCCUGAAGCUGCUGGUGCCCCAGUGUCACCACAUGCUGGACAUCUACUUCCCACGGGUCAUCGACCACCUCCAAAGCCAGAUGAACCCAAAGGCCAUCUGCGAGCACUUGGGCCUGUGCAAACCCAAGAGUCCAAAGCCGGAGCUGUUGGACCCUCUGCUGGAUGAGCUGGUCCUCCCCGUGCUGCCAGGGGCCCUCCAGGCGAGGCCUGGGCCCCAGACACAGGAUCUCUCCGAGCAGCGGUUCCCCAUCCCCCUCCCCUUCUGCUGGCUCUGCAGGACUCUGAUCAAUCGGAUCCAAGCUGUGCUUCCCAAGGGUGUGCUGGCCACGGCUGUGGCCCAGGUGUGCCACGUGGUACCCCUGGUGGUGGGGGGCAUCUGCCAGUGCCUGGCCGAGCGCUACGUCGUCAUCCUGCUGAAUGCGCUGCUGGACCGCAUGCUGCCCCGGCUGGUCUGCGGCCUUGUCCUCCGGUGCUCCAGCGAGGAUGUCAUCGGCCCAACCCUCAACACUCUGGGGCCUCUGCCAGGAGAAUGGCUACCCCAAGACUCCGAGUGCCACCUCUGCAUGUUUGUGACCAGCCAGGCAGGGAACAGCAGCGAGCAGGCCGUGCCACAGGCGAUGCACCAGGCCUGCCUGGGCUCCUGGCUGGACAGGCAAAAGUGCGAGCAGUUCGUGGAGCGGCACUCGCCCCAGCUGCAGGCCCUAGUGUCCAGGGGCUGGGACGCCCGCACCACCUGCCAGGCCCUGGGGGUGUGUGCGACCCUGUUCAGUCCUCUCCAGUGUGUCCUCGGCCCUGACUUCUGAUGAGAACUCAAAGCCAUGCCAGGCCCUGAGGCUGGUGGACCACACACCCAUGGCUUGUGCACUCACUCCUGGGUCGGCCUGUCUGUCCUGUCUGUAACCACAGCCUGAAACCAGAGCCACUUCCGUCCUCUCUGGGUGUGAGUUGAGGCCAAGGCUGCAUCUUCUGGAGGGGGUCUGAGGAGGGGGCUUCCGGCCCAGGGUGCCCUCACACCCCACAGAAGCCAGCUCCCAGAGCGCCCCUAUGACUGGGCCUAGGGGAACUCAUUGCAGGCCCACAGCCUUUCUCCAAGUCCUGGCUCCAAGAGGACAGUGGAGGAGAAGCGGGACCCUGUCUCCCCCAGAUCUCCACGUGCACAAGACACUCGCUUUUACACUUAUUUUGCUAACUCACAAAAUCCCAAAUUCGGAAGAAUAAAAUAAUGGGAACAUAAAGAACCAAAACAGAGAGACAUGUGA